Syngnathus typhle (broad-nosed pipefish) is the source of this 1311-nucleotide messenger RNA. Its product is annotated as calcium uniporter protein, mitochondrial-like. Gene Ontology annotation, molecular function: calcium channel inhibitor activity. Gene Ontology annotation, cellular component: uniplex complex; mitochondrial inner membrane. Lineage: Eukaryota; Metazoa; Chordata; Actinopteri; Syngnathiformes; Syngnathidae. Bases 190 to 1167 code for a protein of 325 amino acids. The transcript is spliced from 8 exons. The record is from RefSeq and is a predicted model, not a curated record. Gene Ontology annotation, biological process: calcium import into the mitochondrion; mitochondrial calcium ion homeostasis.
GGAGGUCGGCGUAGAGGAAAUGCGGUUCAACUGGGCUGUGGCAACUAUCACGGCUGCUGUUGACUCGCCAUUUCUCGAUUUGGGAGAGACGGGCGAAUCCUUUUGUCUUUUUUGUGUCUACUCACUUUUGUUGUCUUUGGACAAAACCGGAAUGUCCCGACUCGGCUGCUAAACACAAGACGCCUAAUAAUGGCUUCGAUAGUCGGCAAAGUUGCUGGGAGACUUUGGGGAUUACGUCUCGGUGCUCGUCGUCCGGUGAUAUGUCUUCACAAGGUGCCUCUGCUUGGAGCUUGUCAGGCUGUGUUCUGCAGCACACGCCCGCCCCCUACAGAAGCCUUGCUCAUGUACAAGCACGGGCGCUUGGCUUUGGAGGUGCCGCUGACGUGCAGGAGCGAGACGUGCCUUUUCUUUCUGCGGCCCAUGCUCAUGACGGUGGGCAACCUGAUCGGCGAGCUGCAAAGAGAAGACCCCGGCGCCACAGCCACCGUGCUUUCCAAAGAUGGUGAACGCGUAGCCUACAACACGCUGAUAGAAGCCCUCCUGAUAGACAAGCACUUCAAACUGGUCAUCAACAACACGGUUUACAACGUCCACGCACCUGAGCAAGCGUGUAAGUCCAGCGAGCGCGCCCUGGAGCUGGACGACAUGAAGCACGUGGUGCAUCUUCUGCACACGGCUCUAAACCUGCCCGAGCAUCAACUGCUUCAAGAGCGCCAACUGCUGGAGAGACUGGACAGCCUCAAACAGGAGUUGUCCCCUCUGGAGAAGAUGAAAGCGCAGCUGUCUCACACGGCCGAGUUGCAAACAUCCAGGGCGGUUUGGACGGGCUUGGCGCUUUUGUCCGUGCAGGGCGGCGCUCUGGCCUGGCUCACAUGGUGGGUGUACUCGUGGGACGUCAUGGAGCCCGUCACUUAUUUUGUGACGUACGCCACUAGCAUGGGGGCUUUCGCCUACUAUGUCCUCACAAAGGAGGAUUAUGUCUACCCUGGUGCUAAAGAUAGACAGUUCCUGCAAUACUUCUACAAGGGAGCUAGCAAGAAGAAGUUCAAUGUGGAAAAGUACAAUGAACUUAAAGAUGAGCUGGCUCAAGUGGAGGAUGACCUGAAACGCCUGCGUAAUCCGACACAGCUUCAACUCCCCAUCGAGCAGAUCCAGUCCAAGCCAUGAUGACAUCACAGAGCAAAAAGAAAGCAAACACUUUCGGUUUAUUUUCAUAAUGCUGCAUUUUUAAUCGGAGACAUAAAGGAGAGUUGAUUUUGGAAGGACAGAUAUGAACGAACUGGAAAAUUGAAAUAAAAUUCAUUCGCUGAA